CCCAGGGUUGGUUUUUCCCAGCUGCGGAGGCUGGGCCAGGGGCUGGGGUGCUAGGAGAGUCGGCGCCGGCUGCGCGGAGCCGGGAAGUGGCCGCGACUCCGGUGAGACUCAGAGUUGUCUCUGGAGGUGACCCGCGCGGAGGUCCUGAAGCGGAUCGAGCGCGAGGCGCCAACAAAAGAGGCAAGAGGGUGCCACCGGGGGGCGGCGGCCGGAAGAGGAGCGGGAGGAAGAGCUGAGCCUCCGGACUCGCCGUGCGUACUUUUGGAGGGAAGGGGCGGGGGAAUCGGCUCCGGGAGGGGGACGCCGGGUGGCGAGGGGUUUAGCCAAGUUCCGGCUGCGGCGUCCCUCCUCCGCUCCCACGAGAGGAAAGUUUUCUCCAGACGCUUCCGGCCGGCCGGCGCCCCCGGACACAGCUCCUGAGCCUUCGGAGCGGGCGCCGUCUCAGCCCAGCUCCGGGGAGAGCCGCGCCGCGAUGCCUGGGGGGUGCUCCCGGGGCCCCGCCGCCGGAGACGGGCGGCUGCGGCUGGCGCGGCUGGCGCUGGUCCUACUGGGCUGGGUCUCCUCGACCUCUCUCACUUCCUCGGCGCCCUCCACCUCCGCGUCUUUCCUGGCCUCCGCGGUGUCCGCCCAGCCCCCGCUGCCGGGCCAAUGCCCCCAGCUUUGCGAGUGCUCCGAAGCGGCGCGCACGGUCAAGUGCGUUAACCGCAACCUGACCGAGGUGCCCGCGGACCUGCCCCACUACGUGCGCAACCUCUUCCUCACCGGCAAUCAGCUGGCCGUGCUCCCUGCCGGCGCCUUCGCCCGCCGGCCGCCGCUGGCAGAGCUGGCAGCGCUCAAUCUCAGUGGCAGCCGCCUGCAGGAGGUGCGCGGCGGCGCCUUCGAGCAUCUGCCCAGCCUGCGCCAGCUCGACCUCAGCCACAACCCGCUGGUCCACCUCAGCCCCUUCGCCUUCUCGGGCAGCAACGCCAGCUUCUCGGCCCCCAGCCCCCUGGUGGAACUGAUGCUGAACCACAUCGUGCCCCCUGAGGACGAGCGGCAGAACCGGAGCUUCGAGGGUAUGGUGGCGGCGGCCCUUCGAGCAGGCCAUGCGCUUCGCGGGCUCCAGCGCCUCGAACUGGCCAGCAACCACUUCCUCUACUUGCCGCGGGACGUACUGGCCCACCUACCCGGCCUCAGGCACCUGGACCUGCGCAACAACUCGCUGGUGAGCCUAACCUACGCGUCCUUCCGCAACCUGACGCAUCUAGAAAACCUCCACCUGGAGGACAACGCCCUCAAGGUCCUUCACAACGGCACCCUGGCAGAGUUGCAGAGCCUGCCUCACGUCAGGGUCUUCCUGGACAACAAUCCCUGGGUCUGCGACUGUCACAUGGUAGACAUGGUGGCCUGGCUCAAGGAGACAGAGGUAGUGCAGGGCAAAGCCAGGCUGGCCUGUGCAUUCCCAGAAAAAAUGAGGAAUCGGGCCCUUUUGGAACUCAACAGCUCCCACCUGGAGUGUGACCCUAUCCUCCCUCCAUCCCUGCAGACUUCUUAUGUCUUUCUAGGUAUUGUUUUAGCCCUGAUAGGUGCCAUUUUCCUACUGGUUUUGUACUUGAACCGCAAGGGGAUAAAAAAGUGGAUGCAUAACAUCAGAGAUGCCUGCAGGGAUCACAUGGAAGGAUAUCACUACAGAUAUGAAAUCAACGCGGACCCCAGGUUAACAAACCUCAGUUCUAAUUCGGAUGUCUGAGACACAUUCGAGGACAGCUAUGCAUGAGAUGUAGACUUAAGCUUUAUCCUGUCCUAAGCUUGCUCCACUUCCACCCUCCACUAUGGACACCACUGACCUUGACUGAAAGCAGUGAAGGCAAUUUGCCCCGUUAUGUGAAGUUUCUUGGUGUGUCUUGUUAAUGUAAGACGAUGAGAAGCUGUGCAUAGUGCUUUAUCCUCUUCCUUUUCUUGGAACUCAACUCGUGUGGAGGGAUUUUUUAAGUUUCAGCAUGAACAUGGACUCCUGGCUGCCUGUUUCUCUUAGUACGGUUUGAGGGGUAGCCAGUGUACCCACACAGAUAGCAUUCAACAAAAGCUGCCUCAACUUUUUUGAGAAAAAUACUUUAUUCAUAAAUAUCAGUUUUCUCAUGUACCUAAGUUGUGGAGAAAAUAAGUGCAUUCCAUUGACUGCCUGCAGAUCUUAGCAAGCUCUUCAAAGUAACUCCAUAGUACACAGGAGCACCUGCAUCCGAGAGCAUGCUUACAUUUUACUGUUCUACUUAUUACAAAAAAUAACUUGCAACUUCAGAUAACUUCUUUGACAAAGUAAAUUACUUUUUUGGUUGCAGUUUAUAUGAAACUAUACUGAAGUUUUUUUAUAAACUGCAUUGAGAUCCAACAGGCUAAAUUGUUAAGAAAAACUUCAAUAAAGAUUCUUAAAAGAA
Molecule: messenger RNA, 2414 nt
Organism: Suricata suricatta (meerkat)
Lineage: Eukaryota; Metazoa; Chordata; Mammalia; Carnivora; Herpestidae
Gene: TPBG
Product: trophoblast glycoprotein
Exons: 2
Coding region: 473-1729 (418 amino acids)
Biological process (GO): negative regulation of canonical Wnt signaling pathway
Cellular component (GO): plasma membrane
Molecular function (GO): protein binding
Source: RefSeq, a predicted model, not a curated record